Messenger RNA from Cryphonectria parasitica EP155, 1131 nucleotides. RefSeq lists its product as uncharacterized. Lineage: Eukaryota; Fungi; Ascomycota; Sordariomycetes; Diaporthales; Cryphonectriaceae. The record is from RefSeq and is a predicted model, not a curated record. Bases 1 to 1131 code for a protein of 376 amino acids. The transcript is spliced from 2 exons.
AUGUCUGACGCCGAGCAGCAGCAGCAGCAGCAGCAGCACAAGGAUCCCCAACCCCCAAAGCAGCCUCCAGGCCUGCGAACCAUCGACUUCUCCACAAGCCAGCCCCUCCGCCAGAUGACAACCACCCUCCGCCGCGUCUGGCUCCUCGACCCAUCGCUGUCCCGCGAAGAGCUCGCGGACCCCGCCACCGUGCAGGAGCGCUUCCGCUCCCUCUGCGAGGCCGUCUCCGGGGAGAUCACCUCUGACAACGACGACGACGAUGAGGCACGGUGGGACCACGCCCGCUGGCUCGGCCGCACCAAGCUGCCGCUCCUGGGCGCGCCCGUCGUGCAGGUCUGGGUGGACCCGCCGCCCCCGCACAGCGCCGAGUCGCCGUUCCGGGAGGGUGUGUAUGACAGCUACCGGCACGUAUUUGCGGACCUCUGGCGGGUGUUGCAGGCGGAGGAGCAGGAGCAGGAGGAGGAGGAGGAGGAGGCAGGAGGAGGAAGAAAAGGAAAAAUGCUGGACCGGUUCGACGCGGCGGACGGGUCGGCUGUGUCGCUCGGGGUGCUGAGGACCCCGUUCGCCAAGGGCGAGGAGCUGCUGGCGUACCCGACGGACACGUUCCUGUGUCCUGAAAAGAAGAAGAAGAAGAGGUAUGAGCACCCAAACCACCUCACCUCCCACCUCCACAAGCCCACCCUCCAUCAUUCUCCCCCCGUCUUCCCACCGCCCCCCUCCACCCGAUCCACCCACUCCCUCCCCCGCCCCAUCAAGACAAAAGCCUCAUCCGCCGUCUUCUUACUAUCCAAAAACUCCACACACCGCCUAACCCUACCCCCACCCUCCUCCAUCUCCAAAAUAAACACAUACUCCCCCUCAUACGUCCACAUGUCUUCCUCCUUCACUUCCCCCCUCUCCUUACCACCACCGUCCUCCUCCCGGAGGACCCCCCUGACAACCUCCUCCCGAAACAGCGCAGAAGACGUAGCCCACACCACCACACUGUUCGAGCCCUCGCUCUCCCAGACUUGCGUGGGCGUGAUGGGGAUCCCGGCCAGGACCUUGCGCAGGUCGCCGAUGAACGCGAGGAGGCUGGCGCGGUUGUGGGCCGGGAGGUGGAGGGACGCCGGGGCCAUGAUGUGCUCGUAG